UGCAAGGACCAUGCUCAGCAUCCUAGCAGCCGGCUCUAUAUUCUUCCCAGGCCUUUUCCUGCUGUCCAAGCAAUGUCUAAAACAUGUGCCGGGUCUAAAAUGGAGUGAGGCAGAUGCUGUCAUUGUUUCUGCAAGACUUGUGUCCUCCAUUCAAGCAGUCAUGGCUUCCUCAGCUGGGUACAUCAUUGCCUCAUCUUGUGAAGACAUCAUUAAGGACCAGCAUUGGCUCACUAGCAGUUACAUCUUGUUUGCAGUCCCUUAUUUUGUCUAUGACAUCUAUGCCAUGUUCCUGUGCUACUGGUACAAGACACAGAUCAAAGGCCAUGAGGAGGAGGGUGCACCCAAACCUAUAAGUACGGCCAUAAGCAGCUAUCUGAGACGCGAGUUUCUUAUGGUGCUACAUCACGUUGUUAUGGUUGCAGUUUGCUUUCCUGUUUCUGUGUUCUGGAGACAGGGAAAGGGGGACUAUUUCCAAGGUGUCAUGUUCAUGGCUGAAGUCAGCACUCCUUCUGUUUGUCUGGGAAAAAUACUAAUUCAGUACAAGCAGCAGCACACUCUUCUUCAUAAAGUUAAUGGAGUACUCAUGCUGGUCACUUUUUUCGUCUGUCGAGUUCUUCUCUUCCCCUACCUCUACUACGCCUAUGGCAGGUAUGCAGGCAUCCCUGUGUACAUGGUGCCACUAUCUAUUCCAUGGCAGUAUAACUUGGGCGCAGCUUUGCUAAUGGCUCCGCAGGUAUACUGGUUUUCGCUGAUCUGCAGAGGAGCCUUUCGCCUCUUCACUCGGGCCUUCCGGCAGUCCAAAACUUCCCUCAUGCCCCCAGCCAAUGGCUACAGCACCCGCGAUACAGAGAGGGAACCCAACACGCACUGAGACAGAGAGAAAUGAAGAUGCUGAAAAAGGACUAAUGUCUGAGAAUACUUAUAUAUUACAAGUAGUGGGUGUUGCUCAUGCUUUGUUGGUUGGAGAAGGUAGACAGGGACAGGGGAUUGUGAGAGAGACAUGAAUAGCCUGAAAAUAUUUUAUCUCUAUUAUUUUCCUCUGAGCAAAUGUAGGAGCAUGUUUGUAAACCUGCAUCAUAUACAGUCCAAGCAAAAUCUGCAACCUGCUGUUGUGGACAGAUGUUCGGACGAAUGCAGACUGUA
This is a messenger RNA of Trichomycterus rosablanca, 1143 nucleotides long. RefSeq names its product TLC domain containing 3Ba (gene tlcd3ba). Gene Ontology annotation, molecular function: sphingosine N-acyltransferase activity. The record is from RefSeq and is a predicted model, not a curated record. Gene Ontology annotation, cellular component: membrane; endoplasmic reticulum. Gene Ontology annotation, biological process: lipid homeostasis; ceramide biosynthetic process. NCBI's taxonomy places the organism in Eukaryota, Metazoa, Chordata, Actinopteri, Siluriformes, Trichomycteridae. The transcript has 6 exons. Bases 11 to 871 code for a protein of 286 amino acids.